Coregonus clupeaformis (lake whitefish) is the source of this 1700-nucleotide messenger RNA. RefSeq names its product syntaxin-11-like. The transcript has 2 exons. Gene Ontology annotation, biological process: synaptic vesicle fusion to presynaptic active zone membrane; intracellular protein transport; exocytosis. Gene Ontology annotation, molecular function: SNAP receptor activity; SNARE binding. Bases 112 to 1074 code for a protein of 320 amino acids. Gene Ontology annotation, cellular component: synaptic vesicle; endomembrane system; presynaptic active zone membrane. The record is from RefSeq and is a predicted model, not a curated record. Lineage: Eukaryota; Metazoa; Chordata; Actinopteri; Salmoniformes; Salmonidae.
UAUGCCUAGGUGGGGACAUUCUUCUUAGCUGCUGUCAGUCUACACAUCAUCCCAGAGAAGUAGCACUAAAGUCGUAUAUGAUGUUGCAGCACCAUGGGGGCCUGAGUUGAAAUGAAAACUUGUGAUAUUGGUAGCCUACAUCAUAACAGAACAGACCCAGCCAUGAGGGACCGUCUGAGCCACUUACAGGAUCUGUCCCAGUCGAAUGGCCAUGUGGAGCAGAUGGUCUACGCUGAGUCCGGGGAGUCCAUCUCUGGGGACUCCUUUAGCAACGUGGACCUGGAGGAGGAACUCCAUCACCAGGCCGUGGUGUGGGACAACACCCCUGAAUUGGAGGAGGUCUUCUCCCAGUCCCAGGAGGUCCACCGUGAGGUCCAGCUCAUCCUCCUGGAGGUCAAACGUCUCCGCGAGCAGAACGCCCGCAUGCUCCAGGGCACCACUAGCAUGAUGGUCAUUAAGAGGGACUCCAACGCCAUCGCAGCUGACAUCAAGGCCCGCGCUGAGGGUGUGCUGACGCGACUCAAGGACAUGGACGCCGCAGGGCGGGAGCUGGAGGUAGAACACGGCUCCAACACCGCCGUGACUCGCAUUGCCAGGACCCAAUAUGUCUGCCUGAGCAACGGCUUCCGUGAUGCCAUGUUCGACUACAACGAGGCAGAGAUGAGCCACCGGGAGAGCUGCAAGGCUCACAUCCAGAGGCAGAUGGAGAUCGUGGGGAUGGAGGUGACGGGCGAGGAAGUGGAGGAGAUGAUCGAGACAGGCCAUUGGAACGUCUUCAAUGAGAACAUCCUGUCGGAGGGCAAGACGGUGCACUCAGCACUCAACCAGAUCGAGAGCCGCCACCGGGAGCUGCUAGACCUGGAGAGCAGGAUCCAGAGCAUCCAUGAGAUCUUCCUGGAUGUGGCUCUGCUGGUGGAGGAGCAGGGCCCCAUGAUGAACACCAUCCAGGCCAACAUACAGAAGACAGACAUGGCCAUCCAAGAGGUUCUGGUCAAACUCAGCAAGGCCAAGCGCCACAACAAGAACAACCCCUUCAAGAAGAUGUUCUGCAGCUGCUUCCCCUGCGUCAACUGAGGCAAAGACUGGGAAGUCUGAGGGAUGUUCCAUAGAGGUGGAAAUAUGUAGAAGGAUUAUAUGGGCAUGUACAACUCAGAAGUUGGUUUAAAUGGUAUAUUAAUGUCAAUUGGAGAUUUAUGCGUGAAGAAUUUGAGUUGCGUAAGAAGUUAGGAUUUGUUACUAAGUGACUGAGAUGUCAUAGCAUGACUAUGCAUUUGCAGAUUAGGAUGAAAAGAGUUGUUUCGGACAGGAAGUAAAAUGUAUUUUUAAAAUACUUCUAAUGUGUUGUCCUGGUGAAGUUGUCAACAUUUGUCUUGAAACAUUUUUUGUAGUCUUAGUAAAUAUUGCCAUUAGUAUCCAUUAAAGGUUGGUUUAUAGGAGGGUUCAGACUGGAAAGUGAGAUUUGACUUUUUUCUAACACAUGAUGAAUGCAAUAUUUACUUUGGAGGAGUCUGCUAACUAAUUAUAUUGUUUGGCCAUCUUUAGUCAUGGUCUUCCUCAGUGUAUUUAAGUGUAUUUAAUAUUUAUUGUCUGUCUGAACAUUAAAUUCAUCACAACUAUAAAUUAGAUAUUAAAUAAGAAUCAAAUAAUUUUGUGAAGAGUAUUUUGCUUUGACUAUCAGUCACAAUAUAGUUGACAUAGUG